Messenger RNA from Triticum dicoccoides, 1384 nucleotides. RefSeq lists its product as uncharacterized. The coding region runs from base 378 to 1163 and encodes 261 amino acids. NCBI's taxonomy places the organism in Eukaryota, Viridiplantae, Streptophyta, Magnoliopsida, Poales, Poaceae. The transcript has 4 exons. The record is from RefSeq and is a predicted model, not a curated record.
CGUGAACGAAGAACAACGGGCCAGAGCCCAUCAAGCAGAAUAAGAGGACUCCGAUAACCCUAGAGCCACACUCUCCCCCGUCUGUAUUUCCUUCCACGCGCCGCCGCUCUGUUGGUUUUCUCUCGCUCGACUGCUCUUCAACCAGCCCUCCUCGAUCACGCGAGCCUGUUCCGUGCUACUCCUUCCCGCACCACCGUAUGCUCGACCCCAACUCGCCUCUGUCCAUGACAACACUCAGCAGCGGCCCAAAUCGAGCGGAGGAUCCCCUCAGGUCCGACGAGGUCAUGGAUGCUUCUGGCUCGGGUGGAGAAUAUCCUACUCCAUCUCCUUCGGAUCUGCCUUAAAAUAUUGAGAAACUUCGUGAAGUUGGUCCGUCUAUGGUAACUAUUGAAUUUUCUCCUCCCCCUACUGCCAACAAACCAGUUGUAUAUGGGACGGGUACAGUUCUUAUGGUUGAGAAUAAUGACAGUCUAGUAGUGACUAUAAUUCCAAAGCUGCUGUCAGAUGGUAAAUUGUUUAUAGACGAAUUAACAAUAUCUGUCUGGUUCCACAAUGAGAAAGAAAAAAUUCCUGCUAUAGUAGUUGUUGACGAUAAUAUUGAACUUGCGAUCCUUCUGGUCAAAGGGGACAGCCCACGUAAAUCCAUUUCUUUGGGCGAAUUUGCCAAGGAACAGAAGUACCAAUAUGAUGUUGUCUAUGCCAUUGCUACAAUGGCCGCAACGAAAUUACAUCCAGACUCAACUGUACUGCUAAAUGAGCCGUUUGGGAGUCUUGGAAUUUAUGAGGGUCAUAUCACUACACCUAAUUGCACUGCGUCUACUCUUCAAAAUAGUGUUGUUUCUGAGAGUAAACGGUAUUUCAAGUUGUCCUGCAUGUAUAUGGAUCACAUGCUUACACUUGAUAACAUUGAUGAUGAAGAAGGGCAUCAGUCUAGCCGCGUUCUAGGAGCCCCGGUUAUUGGUUACGAUUCUAAGAUGAUUGGGAUAGUAUGCUCAGUAGCUACAUCUGAUGAUCUGAAAUAUGCAAUCCAUGUGGAACAUAUGAUCAAGCCCAUUGAAGAUAUGUGCGACAAACAUUCCAAAGAGAUCCUUCAUUCAAAGAAGAUUUGGUUGGACUGGGAGGGAAAAUUGAAGAAGGUCUAUACUGCUGUACAAAAAGCGUGACAAUAAAAGGGAUCCAAUCAGAGUGGUGUUGAUCGGACAUGGAGUGGCUUAAUUCUCAUUUUGGGCUGCAUGUUUAAUUAUCUGCUUAGACUUAUUAUUUGUUCAGAUACUUAGUUUAUUUUGCUGCUUAGAAUUGUUCUUCGGCUCUGUUUAAAUAUGGUAUUUUAUGACAAUAUGUUAUUGAGAUAUUAUGAGAGAUGAUUGUUUCUUGGGAAUUUUCU